This is a messenger RNA of Solea senegalensis (Senegalese sole), 2900 nucleotides long. It is a transcript of the gene cfap52, whose product is annotated as cilia and flagella associated protein 52. Gene Ontology annotation, biological process: cilium assembly. Bases 179 to 2035 code for a protein of 618 amino acids. Gene Ontology annotation, molecular function: protein binding. Lineage: Eukaryota; Metazoa; Chordata; Actinopteri; Pleuronectiformes; Soleidae. The record is from RefSeq and is a predicted model, not a curated record. The transcript has 15 exons.
CUUUAGGGGCUCCGUAAAAUGUCUUACUCUUUGCACAAAGCAGUUACGGGCGCACCACUUUUAAAAACAGGAAAAAAAUUCCGAGUGCACGUGAAGGCAUCACUGGCUGAAUUCCGGCUGUUGCUAAGUAACGUCUGUUUGGUGAGUUUGGAAAAUAAACAUCUAAUCGAUCCUGGACAUGGCGCUUGAAACACAAGACGUCCCUCGACUUGAACUGGAGGCCGUUAUUGGAUUCAAUGGGCACGUGUUCUCUGGCUUGAAAGUGCACCCAGACGGAGAGCACCUCAUCUAUCCGCUGGGAUCCACAGUCAUUCUGAAGGGAAUCGCCGAUGGAAAGCAGCGGUUCCUGCAUGGACACACAAACAACGUGUCCUGUAUUUCAGUGUCCAAAAAUGGAGAGUAUAUUGCCUCUGGACAGGUCAACUUCAUGGGCUUUAAGGCUAUGAUAAUCAUCUGGGACUACGCACAGCAAACAAUCUACGCCCAGCUGCUUCUCCACAAGGCUAAAGUCGAGGCUCUGGCCUUCUCUCCUAAUGACAAGUACGUGGUGUCCCUUGGGGGCCAGGAUGAUGGCAGCAUUGUCGUAUGGAACAUAGAGACCAAGCAGGCCAUCUGUGGGAGUCCAGCCUCAGCUCACAGCGCCGGUCACUGCCUCACUGUGCAGUACUUAAACACAAAUGACAAUGUCUUCGUUACUGCCGGGAGUGGAACAUUGCGAGUCUGGGAGCUGGACCUUGCAAACAGAAAGAUCCGGCCCACAGAGUGUCAGACUGGAAAGCUGAAGAGGACUGUGAAAUGUGUCGAGAUCUCCGAGGAUGAUGAGUUCAUGUUCUGUGGCACCACCAGCGGAGACAUAAUGAAAAUCAACCUGAAAACAGGGCUUCUGUGUGACUGUGGACCAGUUAAAACAAAGUACAGCCUGGGUGUCAACGUCCUUAAGAUACUAAAGUCUGGAGAUCUGCUUGUGGGCUCUGGAUGUGGCAUCUUCACUCUAUGUUCAAGGACUAACUUCAAAAUUCUGAAGAAAGUCCAACUGGAAAAGGGAGUGACCUCCAUCGCUUUACGAGGAGAGAGCCAGCAGAUCUUUGUCGGGACAGAGGCCGCUCAGAUGUACCGCCUGACUAUUGGGGACUUCAAAGCUCAGCUCAUAUCCACCGGCCACAGCACCGCUGUCAGUGACAUAGCCAUCCCUUUUGGGACAUCUGAAUUAUUUGCAACCUGCUCUGGGGAAGACAUCCGGCUGUGGCACAUCGACAAGCCCAAAGAGCUGCUGCGCAUCACUGUACCUAACAUGACCUGCAACUCCCUGCACUUAAUGUCUGAUGGACACAGCAUCAUCAGUGCAUGGAAUGACGGUGUUAUACGCGUGUUUGCACCGGAGAGUGGGCGGCUCAUGCUCAUCAUUCAUAAUGCACACAGAAUGGGUGUGACAGCCAUCGCUGGCACCAGGGACUCCAAGAGGAUCAUCAGCGGAGGAGGAGAUGGACAGGUGUGCGUGUGGGAGCUGCAUCCGUGGGGCCAACGACUGCUGGAAACCAUGAAAGAGCACAAAGCCACUGUGGCUUGCAUCAAAAUCAAGAGCGACGACAAGGAGUGUGUCACUGCCAGCUCUGGUGUCUGCAUCAUUUGGGACAUUGUGAGAUUUGUGAGUCUUCAAAGGGUCAUCGCCAACACGCUGUUCAGGACGGUGUGCUACCACCCGGAAGAAUACCAGAUCAUCACCAGUGGCACAAACAGAAAGGUCGCAUACUGGGACGUAUAUGACGGCUCCACCAUCAGAGAACUGGAGGGCUCGCAGUCUGGGGCCAUCAACGACAUGCACAUCUCACAUGAUGGUAAACACUUUGUGACAGGUGGAGAUGACAAGUUGGUGAAAGUGUGGGAUUACAUGGAAGGUGUAGUAACCCACAUAGGAAUCGCCCAUGGCGGUUCUAUCACCAGCAUUGGGAUCUGCUCCAAUAACCGCACCUUAGUCAGCACGAGUGCAGAUGGAGCCAUCCUACGUUGGAGAUUCCCUCACCCUCCUUCCUCCUAAUGUGACAACCGCUUGAAGCAACCGAAACGUUUACCACCACACUUACGUAUAAUCACAUUUACUGUUGCCGUUCUCCUUUAAUCUGUCUCUAUGACAUUGUAAUGAGAACCUAACAGUCUGACAUUCACACGGCAGAAUGAGUUUUAAUAAUGAAUGUGAUUCGACGACUACAGGUCUAUAAAGUUGAUUCCUUUUCCAAUAAAGGACAGAAUUGAAAGGAUGAAACAUUUUCAGUAGUGCAGUCUCUCGGAUGUUAAUUCCUCAGCAGAGGAAUUCUGCAUCUACAGACUGUUUGAUAAUGGCAUACUUUCACAGGGCUAUAUGAUUUAGUACAUUAAAUACAUAUGCCACUUAGAAGUGAUUUGUCUGACUAGUGCUCAGAUUCAUGACACUUCAACACAUGGCUUCUGUCAGCUCAUCUAUCAGCAGUGAUUCCCUGAAAGAUACUCGUUAAAGAGUGAAGCGCUGUACAACAAAGUGCCUCUCCGACUGUCUCGGGUCUAAACCCAUUCUCCUCAUUAUUCUUCUCUGUGGCUUAUCUGAAUAAUUAAUAGCUCACCCCUGCUUCCCCCCAAAAAAGUAAAAUAACAAACCUACAUUACAAACUAAGUCAGCAAAAACAUCCCUAGAUCAGUAAAAUAGGGCAUCUUGGUCUUUACUCUUUUCCACCCUGCUAAAGAAAGUAAACAUCUACAGUGCGUUUGAAAGGACAGAAACACACCGCUUGUUAUGAUGGUUUAUCACAUGUGUGAGUUUCCUAACUGGCCUAAUAGCAUUACAGAAAGGAUAUAACGUACUGGAUGAGGCCCCGGUGAUCUUUUUCAAUAAAUCGCUACAUCUGCUUCAAUAAAUCCAAUUUUUACUA